AUGCAUUCCCAAUUGCGCGUAUCCCUAACCAUUGUUCACGAACUUCUCUUCGCCAAAGACUGCGCCCGGAACACCACCACCACGGAAGAGGAGAUGCAACGCAGCAUGGACCUGUUCUCCGCCGACUGCGAGAACUUUGGGCUGGUCAUCAACACGCAGAAGGCGGUAGUGAUGCAUCAACCGCCACCCAACUCAGACACACCCCUCAACGCACCGCAAAUCAGCGUGAAGGAAACCCAACUGCAAGUGGUAGAGAACUUCCCGUACCUAAGUAGUACCCUCUCCCGCAAAAUCAAGAUCGAUGACGAAGCCGACAACAGGAUUUCGAAAGUCAGUCAAGCCUUCGGCCGCCUCCAAAGCACAGCUUGGAGCAGUCAUGGUCUUCAACUGAGCACGAAGCUGGAGAUGUACAAGGCCAUCAUCCUGCCGACGCUGCUAUACGAAACGAAGACUUGGACAGUGUACACAAAUCAGGCACGCCGACUGAAUAACUUCCACCUCAGAUGUAUUCGUCGCAUCCUGAGGCUGAACUGGCAGGAUCGAAUCCCCGACACGGAAGUACUGGAACGAACGGGAAUCCUCAGCAUCUACGCCAUACUGAGGCAAAUGCAGCUGCGCUGGAGCGGCCACUUGGUGCGCAUGGACGACGAGCGACUACCCAAACGCCUCUUCUACGGAGACGUCGCGACGGGUUCUUGCCGUCAAGGAGGCCAUAUUCGUCGAUACAAAGACAUUCUGAAGUCCUCCCUGAAGAGUCUGCAAAUCAAGUCGGCCAACUAG
This is a messenger RNA of Spirometra erinaceieuropaei, 780 nucleotides long. The record is from the annotation of a GenBank genome assembly. NCBI's taxonomy places the organism in Eukaryota, Metazoa, Platyhelminthes, Cestoda, Diphyllobothriidea, Diphyllobothriidae.